AGUUACGAUUAAUUUUUUUUUUGUUAUGUAUCACUUGUAAACAAAUCACUUUUUUUUUAUUCUGAUUAAUGUACAUCCAAGUAAAAACCUGUUUGUUCAAUUAUAGGUCACACGCAGCUUAGAGUUAUAUGCAGCUUAUCUAUCCUUAUACGCGCUUCUUUUUUUUUUUUUCUUACCUUGCAUUUUAGUGAUGAGACAAUGGAUAAACAAUAGCAUUUUCUGAAAAAGGCUAUCCAUCCAGACUCUAUCCGAAAUGUAGGUGAUUAUAUCUGUUUUAUUGCCGUUACGAUUUUUAAAGAAAUAAUCGGUUAUUCAAACAAGUGUUGCUAUGAGGCAGCGAGAGAAUUUCGAGUCGUUUCCCGGUUCUUCUUUUUUUUUUUUUUCUUUUUUCUUUUUUUACUCACUAUAAAAAAAGAAUGGCAACAUUAGAAAGAAAAAAGAAACCUGCCAUUCAGCAGACUAGAACAGAAGAUGAUGACCUCACGGAUGACCCAGUGUUGGCAUGUCUUUCCAGAGAGCCCAUGGAAUACAAUUGUCUUUCAACCCAAGUGAUUGUCUCUCUCGAGUCGGUGAAACAUAUCUGUCUUCAAGUGCUUGAUUUAUUACUGCUUAAAUUGGUGCAAGACAUUCCUCGUAAACAACAUCAGCGUAGACGCUCGAUCAGUUUAUUGGAUUCCAUCACCACGACAACCAAUCUACUGCAAGAAACUACCAUGAAGCGCAGUCAAUCAUCACCACCUCCCUUAGCAACCACCAUCUCCGACGUACACCGCAUACUUGAUAAUCAUCCGUCCGAUAACCAUGGCUACACAUUAGCUUGCUCUUUAGCCGCCUUAUUAAAUGAUGUUUAUCGGCUUUUGGAGCUCAAUUCGAGUCACUUGUAUCAGGUCGACACAAAGAACAAUAACGGAGAAUUGCCUAUUAUGGACAUCAGCCUAUUACAGCAAGAGUUACACGAACAAGUCACCCAUUUCCAGUCAGAAAGAGCACAAGGCAAUAUUACGAUCGAGGAAAACGAUGCCAGCCAAGAAAUGAUGAUCUUGUGGGAUGAAAUGGAUCAUUUGAUGAAUAUUGUGAAUGGGCUGGUCCUUCAAUUACCAACGCCACUACAAGCAGCGCCACCACCUGCAUAUCCCAUCGAAUUACCGCCACCCGCCUAUGAUUCUCUUUUAGAAAAGGGGCAUGACUUGGAUUCUCUUUUGAACGCUAUCGAUCGAUUGUCAGUGGUUGCACCGCAAUUAAACAAUCAGCGCGUGGGAUUGACCACACGACAGGUGGAUGCAUUAGCCGCUGCUACUUUGGGUAAAACCGUAGAACGAUUAUCUACCCGACGUAUGGAGAACCAGCGCGCUUUUCUGCCUUUAAAAUCAAGACACGAGUUAUUACAAGAUUUGAUGCAUCAAGUGCAAAAAUCCGCUUCGAGGUCAUUGGACAAUCAACGAGUAACACUUUCGGUGGAUCAGCAAAAGAGAUUGGAUAUGGCUUCACUGGAUAGUCUGCUCGAUCGAUUAGAUGAAAGACGCUACAAGAAUCAAGACUUUAUUUCACGAGAAGAAAUCUUGAUCAAGGACUUGACACAUACCACCGACUUGCUGGUCAAGUCCCUGAACCGCCCCGCAUAUCAACGCCAGAGAUUUAGCAUGUCCGCCUUGAAAGGCGGUUUGUUUCAAAAGGGGCCAGAUAAACACGAUUUAAAUGAAUUGCUGGAUAAUAUCUAUAAAUCAAAACCUCAAUAUACAAACCAGAGAGCAAGCUUCUCUUUAUAACCCCCUUUUUAUUUAUUUAUAAUAUUAAUCAUCAUUUUAUCACUUUCAUGUUUUCAUUGUUUGCUCUUCUUUCCCCUCUAAGUAAGCUACAUACACUACUUGCAGGUGACGUGUGAAAUUCGAUUUUUUUGAUUGAAAAGCCGAUUCUGAACGAGGGGUAUUGUUA
This is a messenger RNA of Mucor mucedo, 1932 nucleotides long. RefSeq lists its product as uncharacterized. Bases 417 to 1766 code for a protein of 449 amino acids. NCBI's taxonomy places the organism in Eukaryota, Fungi, Mucoromycota, Mucoromycetes, Mucorales, Mucoraceae. The record is from RefSeq and is a predicted model, not a curated record. The transcript has 3 exons.